Messenger RNA from Suillus paluster, 2229 nucleotides. Its product is annotated as ATP-utilizing phosphoenolpyruvate carboxykinase. NCBI's taxonomy places the organism in Eukaryota, Fungi, Basidiomycota, Agaricomycetes, Boletales, Suillaceae. Gene Ontology annotation, biological process: gluconeogenesis. The record is from RefSeq and is a predicted model, not a curated record. The transcript has 8 exons. Gene Ontology annotation, cellular component: cytosol. Gene Ontology annotation, molecular function: ATP binding; phosphoenolpyruvate carboxykinase (ATP) activity. Bases 359 to 2026 code for a protein of 555 amino acids.
AAACAGGCACAAAAUCGACGGGAUUUGAGUGACAGGGCCCAUCGGGAGAUUAUGGGAUGUACCGGCAUUGCCUUGUCGUUGGUAUAAAAACGUCCAAAAACUCGAGUUCCACAAACUAUCUCAAUCGCCAUCUUCUUACUCGUGGUCAUCUUUGCGAUUCACACCGUAGAGUAAGUGCUCCUCAGUUUAUUGCCGUCAUCAAUGCCAGCCGCAUGAGUCAUCGUGUGCGGGGUAGUCUUCCUUACCCGAAAAGGCGGUUCGCCGCCAGCGGAUCACUGAUUUAUUGUCCUUUACCACACCUGCCGUGCUUGGACUUUCGUUGACUGACCAAUAUCAACAGACUUCAUAUUCGUCCACCAUGGUUCAUCCGCACCAGACACCCUAUGUGACACCCCACAUCUUGCACAGAAAUUACGCUCAAGCUUUUGACAAUGAAUCUCUUAGCAAACUCAUCGGCCGUGACCUCGAGUAUUUCUCGCAGGCAGGGUUUGACAUGGACAGGAUCCAGCUCAAACGCAACGCACCUGUAGCCCAGCUUUACGAAGAUGCCAUCCGCAACGAAGGCGCGAUCAUUUCUUCUUCCGGCGCACUCAUCAACUUCUCUGGUAAGAAGACCGGUAGAAGUCCGAAAGACAAGCGAAUCGUAUACGAGGAGACCAGCAAGGAUGACAUAUGGUGGGGUUCCGUGAAUAUCAAAAUGGAUGAGCACACGUUCGAGAUCAAUCGCGAGCGUGCCAUCGACUACUUGAACACGCGCGACAACGUCUACGUCUUCGAUGGAUUUGCUGGUUGGGAUCCCAAAUACCGUAUCAAGGUCCGGGUCAUCUGUGCCCGUGCAUAUCAUGCUCUGUUCAUGAACAACAUGUUGAUCCGUCCGACCGAAGAAGAGCUCGCAAGUUUUGGCGAGCCCGACUUCAUCAUCUACAAUGCUGGCCAAUUCCCUGCGAACCGCUUCACUAAGGGCAUGUCCUCCACUACCUCAGUGGAGAUUAACUUCAAGCGCAUGGAAAUGGUUAUCCUUGGCACUGAGUACGCCGGCGAGAUGAAGAAGGGAGUCUUUUCCGUCAUGCACUAUCUUCAGCCCGUAAAGUUCGGCCAGCUCUCCCUCCACUCAUCCGCCAAUGUCGGAAUGGAGAAGGGUGAUGUUACCCUGUUCUUCGGUCUCUCUGGAACUGGAAAGACAACUCUUUCCGCUGACCCGAACCGCCUUCUCAUCGGUGACGACGAACACGUGUGGUCAGACACUGGAGUGUUCAACAUCGAGGGAGGAUGUUAUGCCAAGUGCAUCAACCUGUCGCGCGAGAAGGAGCCGGAGAUAUUCAACGCUAUUCGUUUCGGCUCCAUUCUGGAGAACGUCGUAUACAACCCUUCAUCGCGCAUGCCGGAUUAUGACGAUGUUGGCAUCACAGAAAACACGCGCUGCGCAUACCCGAUCGAAUACAUUCCAAACGCCAAGAUCCCAUGCAUGGUGGACAGACAACCGAGCAACAUUAUCAUGUUGACAUGCGAUGCGUUUGGUGUCCUUCCCCCUGUAAGCAAGCUUACCCCAGAGCAAGCAAGCUACCACUUCCUUGCUGGCUACACUUCGAAAACUCCUGGCACGGAGGAUGGCGUCCUCGAGCCUAUCCCGACAUUCUCAACCUGCUACAGCGCGCCUUUCAUCGUGUUACACCCUGGACGCUACGCCGAAAUGCUGGCUGAUCGCAUGUCCAAACAUAACGUAUCCUGUUGGUUGAUCAACACAGGUUGGACAGGUGGCAAGUUCGGCACGGGCAAGCGCUGCCCACUUAAGUACACCCGCCGUAUCGUCGAUGCCGUACACUCCGGGGAGCUUCUCGACAGCGAAUUCCCUACCGGGGUAGAGGGUGUUCCACGCGAAGUGCUUAACCCGCGUCUGGCCUGGGCAGACAAAGAGGCUUUUGAACGUGAGGUUCGCAAGCUCGCGGGCAUGUUCCAGAAGGCGUUUAGGUUGUACGAGGGCGACGUGCAAGAAAGCGUGAGGUUGGCAGGUCCACGGGUGGAUUAGAGCCGUCUUUCCCUCCUUAUUUAUCGUUUACUGUUAUAAGGCGGCUGUAGAGUGGAGAUACAUUGCUAUCUGAACCGAAUCCAAAUUGUACUCUAUUGUACUUUGUCAUGUGUACCUGAUGUCCAAGGAAGUUGGCUUCGAACGUUCGCCGCCUGCAAUUAUGUAUGAGGUUUAGCAGAAUUAAAAGUUCGAUAACCACGAAA